CGGGUUCUGAAACUGGUGGUGCUGCGGGUCUGCAGCUGGAUACUAUUGGCCGAACCGCGUCACAGCUCAUUACUAUAAUGUUGACUGCACUUGAACUUCCAUCUGACGCCCACGCCGCCCAAGACUCGCCGCGCCGCUUCUCGCCGUCGAGCUGGCUGUCAUUGAAAAUGAAUGACUUCCGGUCGAUUUGACGCUCUCGCCGCCUCUGGUGUGAACGUACGGUUAGGGUGGAGUUAUUACUUUAAGCAGAUCUCAGAGUUUUACCACCACUAAGAAACUGAUGCUCACCGUGUGCCUGUUAUUCUUCGGACAUGUGUGUUUACAAACUGGUCGUUUGCCUGUACGGUUUCACGAGCAUUGUUGCGUCAGAAGGCUGGCUGCUGCGCAGGAAACGCGAAACCUGUGAGAAUGGGGAAUACCAACAUGAGGGUAAAACCUGCUGCCGCUGUCCCAUCGGCUACCGGGUAUUAAGUGACUGCACAGACAAAACCAUCACAAAGUGUGAACGUUGUGAUUCUAGAUCAUUUAUGUCCCACACUAACCAAGAUCACUCUUGCCAGCCCUGUAAAAUUUGUAAUCUCAAUGCCAACAUGGAGAUGAAGAAGGACUGUUCGCCUUAUUCUGACACUGUCUGUGGGUGCCAGAAGGAUCAUUACUGUGACAUUGGUGACCUAUGCAUUUCCUGUUACUCCUGUGACACGUGUGAGACACGUGGAGGGGUGAAAACCAUGUGCACACCAACCAACAACACAGUGUGCCAUGAUACCCAAGGUUCUGAUAUUACAGGGAAGAUUAUAGCUCCCAUUUUGGUCUUUGGGCUCGUUGUGGUUUGUAUUGUGGUCUGUGUUCUAUGGAGGAAAAAAAAGUUUUGUUUUAAUGGCGAACAGACGAAUGAAGAUGAUGACCAACAGGAAACGGAGGCUUGCCUAAAAGAUGUGGACCUGAAUCCUUACCUGCCAGAAAUAGCCUCCGUUCUUGGCUGGAAAUUGAUGAAACAUAUUGCCCUGCACACUGGCAUGACUAAAGUUAAUAUUGAGGAACAUGAGCUUAACAACCCUGGAGAUGUGAAAGAACAGACCUAUGAUCUACUGGAGGCUUGGUCACAGAGACAGGGCUUAAAAGGAGCAUAUCCAACUCUCAUCAAAACUCUUUGUGACAUUGAGAAUAAGAAAACAGCUGAUCAGGUCCAAAAUAUCGUUAAGAAAGGACAAACAGCUCAGCCAAAGACUGAUCAACAAGUAUGAAGUAAAGUUAUUGCAAAAAGUUUAAAUACAACAUGCCUCAACCAAUGGCAUGAGCUUAGGGUCAGAAACAAUCUUCAUGUGUCAGAUAUGACUCCGACAGUUCAGCUAAGCAAGGUUUGUGUCACAUUAUAUUGUGGUUCCAGUGCACCUUUAGACGAGAAACCUUUUUUUUUUUUCUUUUUUUUUUUUCAGUGUAAAAUUAUCUUUAUUAUUCAAAAUGUUUCAAGCCUAU
This is a messenger RNA of Xyrauchen texanus (razorback sucker), 1476 nucleotides long. Its product is annotated as tumor necrosis factor receptor superfamily member 6-like. Gene Ontology annotation, cellular component: CD95 death-inducing signaling complex; membrane raft; external side of plasma membrane. The record is from RefSeq and is a predicted model, not a curated record. The transcript is spliced from 8 exons. Gene Ontology annotation, biological process: necroptotic signaling pathway; regulation of stress-activated MAPK cascade; immune response. NCBI's taxonomy places the organism in Eukaryota, Metazoa, Chordata, Actinopteri, Cypriniformes, Catostomidae. The coding region runs from base 312 to 1244 and encodes 310 amino acids. Gene Ontology annotation, molecular function: protein binding; tumor necrosis factor receptor activity.